AUGUCCAAUUUUCUUGAUAUUUUCCUUGCUUGGGAUUAUUGGGGAAGUUUAUUACUUGGUUAUCCUCUAAACAUUAUUCUGAUUAUUUUAAUUAUUUUUAAAACACCAAAAGAAAUGGAAACACACAGCAGAAUUCUGAUACAAAAUUGUGUUUUGGAUAUUUUAGCAUUAACAAUUCAGAUGUUAAUACAAAUCGUAAAAUUUUUUAAAAAUCCAGAAUUAAAUUAG
Messenger RNA from Meloidogyne enterolobii, 228 nucleotides. The record is from the annotation of a GenBank genome assembly. Lineage: Eukaryota; Metazoa; Nematoda; Chromadorea; Rhabditida; Meloidogynidae.